Messenger RNA from Symbiodinium sp. CCMP2456, 543 nucleotides. The record is from the annotation of a GenBank genome assembly. Lineage: Eukaryota; Dinophyceae; Suessiales; Symbiodiniaceae.
AUGCCCGAGAACCUGACGCCGGAGGAGCAGCGCAAACACCAAGCCCUCUACGUCACCACGCUUCAGGCUUCCCAUGCACUCCGCGACAAGUUUGGAAUGGUGGGGAUCUUGGAGGUGGUUCGCAUGUCAGAUCCACAUCUUAACACCCUGGCAUUGGGUAUGGAUCUGACUGGCAGGAACGACACCCCGCCGCGCCGGGAGCCAGAGUUCUAUCUUCCUCAGAGCUACUUCAUGAACCCUCCGAGCCCGAAACUGGAACACUUCUCGAAGUUUUCCCUGGAGACUUUGUUCUACAUGUUCUACAGUAUGCCCAGGGACCAACAACAAGCUCUUGCGGCGUGGCAGUUGUACGAGCGUGGAUGGCUUUAUCACAAGACGGAAAAGAUGUGGAUAGCAGCGCAGCCGCAGGACGAUGGUGCAGGCAAUGCGCGCAACGUGUACUAUGACCCCAUGGCUUGGGAGGUCAAAUACGUGCCCAAGGAAGUGGAUCAAGCCGGGUUCCUCACCAAGGAAGAAGUGCGAGUGCGAGGAGUCACGCCAUAG